GAAAAGACAUGGCGCCGGUGCAGACUUCGUUUUUACACUCCGUUUUCAUCGUAGUUGGUGUGAAUAUCUUUUUUACAACAGCCGCUUUACCUGGCAUGUUAUUCCCUAAAGACUCGGAACGCCGAGAGGUCAAAGAUUUGAGCGGAAUCUGGGAUUUUCGCGCCGAUAUGUCAGACAACAGAAAUAGUGGGUUUGAGGGUAUGUGGUUUGCCAAACCAUUAUGGCAGUCUGGGAGUGUAAUUCCAAUGCCUGUUCCAUCAAGUUACAAUGAUAUCACUGAAGACAGGAAAUUGAGGGACUUCAUUGGCUGGGUUUGGUAUGAAAAAGAGGUUUAUGUCCCAAGGUCGUGGGAAACCAAUACCACUAGAGUUGUCCUUAGAUUUGACAGUGCAAACUACAACACCAUUGUGUGGUUGAAUGGAAAAGAAGUUAUGAGACAUGCAGGAGGACAUCUUCCUUUUGAAGUGGAUGUCACACCUCUGCUUACCUUUGAAAAACCAAACAGGAUCACUGUUGCUGUCAAUAACACACUUACACCCACAACACUCCCCCCAGGGGAGAUCCAAUAUCUCACUAAGGGGGACUGGUAUCCACCUGGAUUUUUUGUUCAGAAAUAUACUUUUGAUUUCUUCAACUAUGCUGGUAUUCAUCGUCCAGUUAAAUUAUACACCACACCUGUUGUUUAUCUCUCUGAUAUCACUGUGACAACAAAUUUCUCAGACAAUGUUGGUGAGGUCAAAGUUCUUACAACUGUGUCGUCAAUCAAUACUAUUGCCAUGCUUCCAAAAGGUGAUAUCACGGUGGAAUAUCUUCUGUAUGAUAAAUCUGGAUUUGUUGUUGCCUCAGCUGGAGGUCCUGAUAUGUUUGAAGAAACUUUGUCUGUCAAGAAUCCAAUGCUAUGGUGGCCAAUUGGAAUGAGUGAUAAGCCUGCAUAUUUGUACUCACUAAAGGUGAUUGUUCGGUCUGCAUUGUUUACUCUAGAAGAUGUGUAUUACCUCCCUGUGGGUAUAAGGACUGUCAAAGUUGAAGGAACCAAUCUUCUUAUAAACAACAAGCCAUUUUACUUUAAAGGAUUUGGAAAACAUGAAGAUGCUGAUAUUCGUGGUAAGGGUCUGGAUUAUGUAAUGAUAGCCAAAGACUUCAAUCUUCUGAAAUGGCUAGGUGCUAACAGCUUCAGGACAAGUCACUAUCCCUACGCUGAAGAGAUCAUGGAUAUGGCUGAUCAGCAAGGAAUUGUUGUGGUGGAUGAGUGCCCUGGAGUGGGAAUUAGAGUUAAUAACCUCGGUAAAGAAUCCUUGGAACAUCACAGAGAAGUCAUGGAAGAGUUGAUUCGCCGCGAUAAGAACAGACCAGCAGUCGUUAUGUGGUCUGUAGCUAAUGAACCAUGCAGUGACAAGCCCAAGUCGGUGCCAUACUUCAAGACCCUAUUUGAUGAUACACGCCGACUGGACCCAACGCGACCUGUGACAUUUGUAACAAUGUUCAAAGCCUGGAAUGAUAAAGUUGUGCAGUUCUGUGAUGUGAUAUUCUGUAAUCGUUAUUAUGCCUGGUACCACGACUAUGGCCAGACCCAACUUAUUUCUAAACAGUUAGAGCGAGAGCUGAGGGACUGGUUUGAUACUCACUCAAAACCGGUUGUACAGGCUGAAUAUGGAGCUGACACUGUGGCCGGUAUGCACGUGGAACCCCCUACGAUGUUUUCGGAGGAAUAUCAAGUAGAGUCACUCUUGCAGUACUUUCCGGUGUUUGAUGAACUUAGGAAAGAAUUUUUCAUUGGUGAAAUGAUCUGGAAUUUCGCAGACUUCAUGACGCAACAAGGUACAACCCGUGUCGGGGGCAACAAGAAAGGAAUUCUUACACGUCAAAGGCAACCCAAGGCCGCUGCUCACUUGCUGCGCCAGCGAUAUCUCAACAUAACCCUCGAACAAGGCGGCACAAGGACUGGGGAUGAGUUACUGGACACCCUUCUUCGUUUUGAAAGUCGUAAUGCGGCAAAUAUACCACAACCCGCUGUGGAUAGGCUUAAUUAAGGACUGUCUAAGAGGUGUGAUUUAAGAGAGGAAAAAGGGAAUGAACACUAGUUACUCGAGCUAGAAUUGAAAGUGUGAAGCUUCUAACUUUUUCAUCAUAAAGUUUGCCCACAAUAUAGAACAUGUUUGUUUUUCUUCUGAAACAAAAAUUAAACAACAACCUCCAUCCCAAGAUCUCUCUUCUUUCCGCACCCUAGACUUGGAGCGGAAAGAAGGGGGCCGUGAGAAGAGUGACCCUGGAAACAAAGUUGUUCUGGUGAUCGUUAGACUUUGAAGUAGCCUGGUACCCACGCGUGACGCAAAC
Molecule: messenger RNA, 2334 nt
Organism: Pocillopora damicornis (cauliflower coral)
Lineage: Eukaryota; Metazoa; Cnidaria; Anthozoa; Scleractinia; Pocilloporidae
Product: beta-glucuronidase
Biological process (GO): carbohydrate metabolic process
Molecular function (GO): carbohydrate binding; beta-glucuronidase activity
Source: RefSeq, a predicted model, not a curated record